Phlebotomus papatasi is the source of this 2734-nucleotide messenger RNA. RefSeq names its product protein PTHB1 (gene BBS9). The transcript is spliced from 5 exons. Bases 131 to 2734 code for a protein of 867 amino acids. Gene Ontology annotation, biological process: cilium assembly. Gene Ontology annotation, cellular component: BBSome; membrane. NCBI's taxonomy places the organism in Eukaryota, Metazoa, Arthropoda, Insecta, Diptera, Psychodidae. The record is from RefSeq and is a predicted model, not a curated record.
ACGCGUGGGCGACUUCUUUACUACGAAAAAAUCGCGUUUGCGCGUAAAUCAUCAUAUUCCAUUAUCUCUUUCUUCCACGAAGGAUUGCCGCAUAAACUUCAUUAGGGGGACUGAAAAAGGGAGUUUAACGAUGCCAACUCGUUGCUAUGACUCCCUAAGCGUUGUCAACAGUAGCGUGAAAACCACAAAAGUGCGAAAAAUGUCCCUGUUUCGUGUUAUCACGUGGUGGACAACCCAAUGUCCAAGUACCAGUGGAUUUGAUAGUUUCAGUCUCCUAUGUGGAAGACUUGGCUUGGUGGAAGAUGGUGAAAGGGAUUCAAUUGUGGUGGGUUCUCAUUCUGGGCACUUGAGUGUCUUUGCACCAUCACCGCCCGAAAAUGGGGCCACAUUUUCCCCUACAGAUAUUUUGUUAGAGGUCAAACUUCCACAACCCGUUAUUGGUUUGGCUUGUGGAAAGUUCUCUAGCAGUCGAAGUGACAACCGCAGCUGCCUUGCAGUUCUGCAUCCCAUGAAACUCAGCGUUUUCUGGCUAACAGCAACGGAAGGAGUGGCUGAACACGGAACUCAAUUUCGUCUUCAGCUUGCUUACGAAAGUAUCCUUUCGAAGUUUGCUUUUUCAUUGUGUAGUGGAGGUUUUGGGGGAGUCAAGGGAAAGGAAUUCCUCUGUAUCUUACACAUGGACGGUGGUCUAAAGUUCUUUGAACAAGACGGCAUUUCUUACGAAACCCAAUUGCCUGAAGAAAGAACUAUCCCUGCUCCUAUGAAGUACGUCUCUCGCAUUGAUUGCUUCGUAACAGUAGCACCAAGUGGUUUUAUUGAAUGUUUUAAGUAUCAAGAUCUAGCUCAAUCUUCUGACAAUGUGACUUCGCAACAGAUCUGUCCAUUCUGGACUUUCUUCAUUGGAGAGAGUCCCUUAGACAUAGCAGUGCAUCAAGUAACUAAUUCUGAGUCAGUAAUAAUUGUCUUGGGAGAGCAUAACUUAUUCUGCCUAAGUGAUACUGGCAAAAUUAAGUUCAUCAAGAAACUAGACUAUACCGCCGUGUGCCUUCAUAGUUUUGUUAUCGGAUGGUACUGGGAACCUGACGUGAGACUUAUGAUUGCAAUUGCAACGGAAAUGGGAUCCUUGCUCAUCUACGAGGAAUCGAAGCUGAUCUGGUCAGCACAGCUACCUCAAAUUCCUGUAGCACUAUCCAGAGGCACAUUCACAGAUCUAUCAGGAGGAAUUGUCACACUAAGCGAUACUGGGAUCCUUACAGUUGGAUUUCUAGGUUCUGAACCCCAAAUCUUUAAGGUCCCAUCUCUGAACCUCAAACAACUAACCGUUGAGAAAGCUCAAAAGGAGCUGGAAGAUUUAGAAGCUGAAAUCAAAUCUGGAAUUGACUUUACUGAUAUUUCUCUUAUCAAUGCAACUGCCGAGCGGGAGCUAUCGGUUAACGUAACUUUCAGUAAGAUUCUAGUUCAAUCUACGUACGCUCCUAAGGGUGAAGAUGAAGAAAGUGAUAGUCCGAAGAUGUGUGAAAUCAGCGUUGUACUUAAGGCAUCCGUUAAUAUUGAUCAUAUUCAAGUGAUUGUAAACGCUAAUGCGCCUCUAACAGCCAAGGAUCCAAUUCAUGUGUUUCGGGACGUCGAAGACAAAGCAACCCGAAGGCUAUCGACUUGGAUCUACAUGGGAAAGAGGCAGGACCCAACUUCUCUUAAAGUUACUGUUCUGGUCUCCUCCAUCAAUAGGCAGGGAAUUCCAAGGGUUACUGAGAAGAGUAUCUUCUUACCCAUUGGACUGGUAUACAAGAAUUGUCUACCUCAGAAGGAAGCAAAGUACAAGAUCGUUAUAGAAACUGAUAACGUUGGGAAAGGUGGCAUUGCAGGCCUAUUCAAUGAGAUGCAGUUUGAAGCAUCAGCCCAAGCUAUAGCUUUCAAAUCAAUGUAUUCAGGAAUAUCUACAACCAUUGUAGCUGCAAAGAACUCCAAUCGCUACAGAAUUCAAAGUGAUAGUCUUGAAUCUAUGUCAGCAAUUCUUAGUCUGUUUUUGAGUCGUUUGCAGACGUCUUCUGACGAAUCCGACAAGAUCAAGAUCACAGGUACUUUCUUCACAGAAGAGUUCCUAAACGCACUUGAUAAUCAUGCAAACUGCGCGCAAAAAAUGAAGGAAACUAACGAUGAAAUUGAUGGUCGACUUAAGCAAAUGCGACUAAUUCAACGGAGUAUCCUGUCAAAAUUGCAAAACAAAUCUUCAGAAGCUCUCACUGGACUUCAGAUGCUUCUUAAACUCACUCAUGAAGACAUUGUGCGGCUUACAGAACAAUUUAAAGAUCUUGAACGGAAAUCGGAAGACAUCAAAGUCAGUUUGUGCUGCAUUUUAAAUAUUAUUCGGGAAACUUUGAAAUAUUCAGGACUGCCCAAUCAUGUCACGGAGAGUCUGCAGAGCAUUCUUAUCACUCCCAUCAAUGAUUGGAUAGAACAGACUUGGGAGGAGUCUAUUGCUGCUUCUGUGGACUUGAUAAGCCAUGUGGGAGCUUUGAGCAAGAACAAGGGAAUGGAUUUUGAGGAAAAUUAUUCUUUCCUGGUCACUAACCCUUUUGACUUGGAGCGUCUGAAGCGACAAUUGAAUAACCUCUUUGAGAGGAUCGCUAGGAUGAUUCAAGAGGGAAGUGUGGAAAUUCAGGAAGAUUCCCGGAAAGACGUGGAAAUCAGUGACUGGCUCAAUGAGGCUUCACCAACAGUCAUGGAAAAUUGA